This is a messenger RNA of Prunus avium (sweet cherry), 1400 nucleotides long. Its product is annotated as BRCA1-A complex subunit BRE-like protein. The record is from RefSeq and is a predicted model, not a curated record. Gene Ontology annotation, cellular component: BRCA1-A complex; BRISC complex. NCBI's taxonomy places the organism in Eukaryota, Viridiplantae, Streptophyta, Magnoliopsida, Rosales, Rosaceae. Gene Ontology annotation, biological process: double-strand break repair.
CCUUCUUUCUGAUUCAGUUCAGCUGACACCAGAUCAAAGCUUUCACAGAGACAUACACACAGUCUCGCUCUGCAACUACCAUGUCUCCGGAGACUGCUCCUCCUCUCAUUGCCGCCCAGCUCAACUACCUCCUUAGUCACUUCCCUCUCGUCGUUAAGAUUGAGAAUAAGUGGUCUGGCAGCAAAUACUGCCCCGGAAUUCUUGACCGCUUCACCUUAGUCAUUUCCUACUGUCUAGACGUUAUCAAAUGGGAUAUUAUAUUUGAUGCAGAGUCUCCAAUGGCUGCACCGGAUGUUAUAUUUGGACCUGAUGAUGAAAAUUUUCAGCAGUUUCUUGUAUUGCGUGGUGAAGAAGAAGGGGACACAAAGUCUCCUAAGAACUUUUUGAAUGAUUGGAACAGCAGAGACCCUACACAGCUAAUGCUUCUCAUUCAAGAACUGAGGGAUCAAUACAUGUCCUUCCAGAAGAAGCGCGUUGCAGAGGUUGAUGAUGACAGGUUGAAGUUUGAAAUUAGCACAAUUGUUGCUCGUGAGGGCAUUGAGAUGCACAUGAGUUCCGGAGUUGACAAGCCAGAGGAGGUCAAAUUUUCAGUGCCUCUAUUGGAUAUGAACAUAAAUAAGAUGGUGCCUGGGUGUCCCUGGAAACAUAAACAAAAGAUAUACUUGCAGGUUAUAUAUCCUGUUGAGAAAAAAUAUGUUUCCACUCCAUCAGCUCCUCGCUUGAAACUAGUAUCUACAACAGAGUUGAAGAGUAUAUUUUCCAUUGAUGAUGUGAAACUUCCUACAUGGUUGAAUGGGAUGUGCAUGGCUGAAUAUCUUCCCCAUCUUGAGGAAUCUCUUGAGAACCAGGUUUUGGAGGCAGUUUUCUUAAUUGAUGUUAGAAGGCGCUUUAUUGAGGCAUUAGCCCUUCAGUUUGGAAGACCGUUGGAAGCUGAUCCGGUAUUUUGCAGAAAGGCUACAUUUCUUGCUGCUUCUGGAGUUUUCACGUUCCUGGUUCAUGUUUUGAUUUCAACUCAGUUUCCAAAGCAACAGCCAGAGUUGAUGCUUCAAAGUUCGCAGCAUUUCAACUCCCAAGGUGCGCCAAUCAAGUCACUGUUUCUAACUGAAUACCCCUGGAGCCCAAGAUGGGAAAUACCAUUAAUGGCUGAGCGAAUUUGUGACUAUUUGACGGAUGAGGCUUUGAACUUCAAGAGGUACUGCCACGAACCUCAACUGCAACACUAGCAUGUCGUAGAAUGCCGCCGUUAAUGUUCGGUAUCCUUGCCGAUACAAAUUAAGUUGUGUAAAGUUGGUGCAUUGGAACUCUUUUGAUUCUUGGAUAUGAGCGUGGAUAAAAAAGAUUGUCACUUUUGUUAAUAACUGAGAAAUGAAACGAUGAUAGUUCUAAAUUAAUGCUUUGCA